AAAAGUUAUCUUCAACCUUUCCUUUUCCUUCUUGUUGCUGGAGAUUACCCUUGAUCUCGAAACCAAGGGAGAAGCACUAUCAGGUAUUCAAGUUGAGGCUUAAAAAAAAAAAGGCGUGUGCAUGUAAAUGAUUAACCAGAUAGUUCCAUUUGAGAGUUAAAGCUUCCAUUUCAUUGCAAGGCUUGAUUUGCUUGUCGUGAAUUGGAUAACUCCAAUCAAAACACCGCCACCUCUGUCUUCGCGUUCACCACUGUGCAGUAAAUAUGUCUGACACCGAAGACCAUGCAGCAGAGUAUUCCAAUGGUGACGAAUCCCCUCCAAAGCCCAGACAGAGGUUCAGGGACAGAUCUAAGGAGAUGCUGUCCAAACAAGCUGUGCAGACCAAGCAAAUGCUUUCCAAACAGGCCGUUAAGAUUGCCAAACAAGCUGAGGAACACGAAAGGUUCAUCAACAAGGUGACCCAUCUCGCGGGAGUCCUCGGUUUUGGUGGAUUUUGCUUCCUUUUAGGGGCACGACCCCAAGAUAUUCCCUAUGUAUAUUGUUUGUUUUACGUCAUCUUUGUUCCUCUUCGUUGGAUAUACUAUAGGUCCAAGAAAUGGCAUUACUAUCUACUGGAUUUUUGCUAUUAUGCCAAUACAAUAUUUUUGAUUGAUCUUCUUUUUUACUCAUCAAAUGAGAAGCUUUUCAUGGUUUGCUUUUCUUUUGCGGAGGGGCCAUUAGCAUGGGCUUUGAUUGUUUGGCGCUGCAGCUUGGUUUUCAGUUCUCUUGACAAAAUUGUCAGUGUUCUUAUCCAUCUAUUACCUGGAUUGGUUUUCUUUACUAUUCGAUGGUGGAAUCCUGCAACCUUUGAAGCCAUGCAUCCAGAGGGAACUGCUAGAAGACCUACGUGGCCAUACAUCGAAGAUAAAUCCUAUCUCUGGACAUGGCUGUUUCUGGUACCCUUGGUUGCUUACACUUUGUGGCAGGUUCUAUACUUCCUCAUUGUCAAUGUAUUACGCAGACAAAGGCUUUUAAGAGAUCCCGAAGUCAUGACUUCCUACAGGGAACUCUCAAAAAAGGCUCAGAAAGCAAACAAUAUAUGGUGGCGCUUAAGUGGGUUGCUUGGGGAUCAAAAUCGCAUGCUGAUGUACAUUUUUCUUCAAGGCAUAUUUACGGUGGCAACCAUGGCACUUACUGUCCCCAUAUUCUUGUCAUAUGAAUUGCAUGUAGUUUUUCAAAUACUAAAGGUUUCUGCCUCAAUAUGGAACGGAGGAAGUUUUCUGUUAGAGGUAAUGCCUAGACAGGCAAUUCUUAAGGAGAAAAAGAAAUCAGAGAUGCAACCUGUUGAAGCUCAACCCAAUCAUGAUCAUCAAUAGAGAUGGAAAAUGACAGGAACUAGGAAGUUAAAACAAUGUUGUUGUGACAUCUCACUCCUUGCUCAACUAAUAUCCGCGUAUUUUGAAGUUGUAAUUGUAUUUGUUGAUUUCUUUUUACUGAAAAAUACGGUUAUGGGUGGGUGGGCUGUGGCUUUGGUUGUCUUAAAUCAAAAUUGUCUUUUUUUACUUUA
Molecule: messenger RNA, 1546 nt
Organism: Glycine soja
Lineage: Eukaryota; Viridiplantae; Streptophyta; Magnoliopsida; Fabales; Fabaceae
Exons: 8
Coding region: 264-1355 (363 amino acids)
Biological process (GO): phosphatidylcholine biosynthetic process
Source: RefSeq, a predicted model, not a curated record